Colletotrichum acutatum is the source of this 1077-nucleotide messenger RNA. RefSeq lists its product as uncharacterized. The transcript is spliced from 4 exons. Bases 251 to 952 code for a protein of 233 amino acids. The record is from RefSeq and is a predicted model, not a curated record. Lineage: Eukaryota; Fungi; Ascomycota; Sordariomycetes; Glomerellales; Glomerellaceae.
GCGAUCUAUCAUCUGCAACAUUUUGCUUUUUCCCUGCCUCCCUUUUGGACAGAACCGCGCCAGUGACGGAAUGGUCCAAGCUUGGGAGGUUGGCCCCCUCUGGUGGCCCGUGACUGAAUAUCUUUCUUUUCCGCUCUCGCCGUCUUUCCGAAAUCCGACCUACCGUCCUUGGUGUUUCAUCUUUUUCGAUGUCCCAUGAUAUUACCACGGCUAUUACCUCGGUGCCAGAAUGGCGUCGUGAAAGGACACAAUGGAUAAUACGUUACCGUCGUCAACCAAGCGAGCAAUCGCAUCCUUGGUAGUCCUAUUUGUUCUUGCGACGACCUUUCUCGCUCUCAGGAUCUACGCGAGAGUCGCUGCCUUGAGAAGCUGGCGGCUGGGGACGGACGACUAUGUCAUACUUGCGGCGUGGGUUCUCUUCACAUGCAUGAUAUAUCUUCGUGUCGCGCUUCUAAGUGCGUCCACAUUUGCGGGGAUAUUGAAUGUCCCCAAGUACAGCAAGAUCAGUGGGGCAGCCGGGAUAAUGUCAAACAUAGCGUGGGCGCUAAGCAAGACAUCAUUCGCCUUCACGCUCAUGCGUUUGAUGACGGGAAAGCUUCGAUGGAUGCUGUGGUUCAUCAUCUUCUCCAUGAACCUCUUCAUUGCGCUGUGGCUCCCCUUCUUUCUCAACCCAUGCAGCCCUGGCGGACCGGAGCCAUGCUGGCCACGGGAAGUGUCGGUCCCGUUUGGGAUAUUUGUUAAUGCAUACUCGGCCUUUUUGGACAUUUUUCUUUCCUUGCUACCAUGGAAGAUCAUAUGGCCCCUUCAUCUUAGCACACGCGAACGGAUCGGCAUCUGUGUGGCUAUGAGCAUGGGUAUCUUCGCUGGGGGUACUGGGAUAGUCAAGGUUUUGUAUCUAUUCGGACCACAGUCACGCAGUAUAUUUGACUCCGGGAGUAUAUGUAAGUCUUGACUUGUCCGGUUAUGAACCCUCAGGAGCAAACUUGGAAGUCAUUUCGGACUGACCCUUUUUCCCUAGAUACAUUAAGCACCCUUUUCGUCUGGGAAAGCGCUGAGAUCUCAGCCACAAUUAUGGCC